AUGGUUAAUCGCACAGUCGACUACGGCGUAUAUCUCGUUACAGACUCGACCCCGGCCGUCCUCGGCGACUGCAGUCUCACGCAGGUUGUCGAGGCUGCAUUGCGGGGUGGUGUCGGUAUCGUGCAGUAUCGCGACAAGAACUGCUCGCACGAGGAUGCUGUAACGACGGCGAGGGAGCUGCAUGUGCUGACCAAACGAUUCGACGUGCCCCUGCUGGUGAACGAUCGCGUCGAAGUCGCCGUCGAAGUCGGCUGCGAGGGCGUCCACAUCGGACAGGACGAUAUGAGCUUCGAUGCCGCCCGUCGCAUUCUGGGCAGCGAAAAGAUCAUUGGUGUCACCGUCAGCUGCGAGGAGGAAGCCAUCAGAGCCUGCGAGGCGGGCGCAGACUACCUUGGCAUAGGAACGGUCUUUGCAACACAAACCAAGAAGGAUACAAAAUCCAUCAUCGGCCCAUCCGGAGUCAGCACCAUUCUUGAAGCGCUCAAAGAGUCCGGUCACGGCGCCGUGCCAACCGUCUGCAUCGGCGGCAUCAACAAUUCCAACGCAGCAUCGGUCCUGGCGCAUGACGGCUCCUCCCGCAAGUCUCUCGAUGGCCUGGCCGUCGUGAGCGCCCUCAUCGCAGCGCCUGAUCCCGCUGCCGCCGCUCGCCAGUUGCUUGGGACAGUGCUCACUGCCAAGAUGCCGCAAGUCGUCCGGACGGUGGCGGGGACGACGCCCCUGACGCAUAACAUGACCAACCUGGUCGUCCAAAACUUUGCCGCCAACGUUGCCCUCGCCGUUGGCGCAAGCCCCAUCAUGGCCAACUACGCCGAGGAAGCACCCGAUCUCGCCAAACUCGGAGCGGCGCUCGUCAUCAACAUGGGAACCAUCACUCCCGAUGGCCUGCGGAAUUUUAUCCAGGCUCUCAAAGCAUACAAUGACGCCGGAAGGCCUGUUGUUUUCGACCCCGUCGGUGCCGGCGCUACGGCGGUCAGAAGAGAAGCCGUCCAGACGCUCCUGGCCGCGGGUCACUACGCCGUCAUCAAGGGCAACUCGUCAGAACUCCUCACCGUCCACGGUGGCCCAUCCGUCACCGAGCGGCAGCGUGGUGUCGACUCCACUGCCGUCCUCAGCAUUUCUGAACGCGCACGCCUCGCUCGUGAUAUCGCCCGUCAGCACAGCUGCGUUGUCCUCCUCACGGGCCCAACAGACCUCAUCAGCGAUGGUCGCCGUACCCUCCGCGUCGACAACGGCCACGAGCUGCUUGGCAUGGUCACCGGCACCGGUUGCAGCCUCGGCACCACCGUCAGCGCCAUGGUCGGCGCCUUUGGCGAGGAUGCGCUGGUCGCUUGCCUCGCAGCUACAGUCUUGUUUGGCGUCGCCGCCGAAAUGGCCGCCGUGAGGCCCGAGGUCAGGGGCCCUGGGACGUUUGUGCCCGCCUUCAUCGACGAGCUGUAUGGCAUUCGCAAGGCGACAACAGCAGGGGACUUGCAGUGGCUUUCCAUGGCCAAAGUGCAAGUCGUCAACGCAGACGAGAAGUAG
Molecule: messenger RNA, 1521 nt
Organism: Drechmeria coniospora
Lineage: Eukaryota; Fungi; Ascomycota; Sordariomycetes; Hypocreales; Ophiocordycipitaceae
Exons: 5
Coding region: 1-1521 (506 amino acids)
Biological process (GO): thiamine biosynthetic process
Cellular component (GO): cytoplasm
Molecular function (GO): ATP binding; magnesium ion binding; hydroxyethylthiazole kinase activity
Source: RefSeq, a predicted model, not a curated record